This is a messenger RNA of Prionailurus viverrinus (fishing cat), 2668 nucleotides long. RefSeq names its product zinc finger protein 527 (gene ZNF527). The transcript has 5 exons. The record is from RefSeq and is a predicted model, not a curated record. Gene Ontology annotation, molecular function: DNA-binding transcription factor activity, RNA polymerase II-specific; RNA polymerase II cis-regulatory region sequence-specific DNA binding. Bases 241 to 2070 code for a protein of 609 amino acids. NCBI's taxonomy places the organism in Eukaryota, Metazoa, Chordata, Mammalia, Carnivora, Felidae. Gene Ontology annotation, biological process: regulation of transcription by RNA polymerase II.
AGCUCUCUGGGGCUGGUGGUUCGAAGGGUCCUAAGGAAAAGCUGAGCUGCGUCCAGUCCAGCUGGAUGUUUCCCCAGAGGAGCUCGGGGUCCCGCACGGCUCAGUCCCUGCUCCGCUUCGCUCCGCGGGGCAUUCUGGGAGGGGACGUCGUGGGUCUCGGGUCGCUGGGCGGGUUUCCAGAGCCCGCGGCGCCGGGAGGACAUUGUGCUCCAAAAGAGAAGAUUAAAGAAGAAAGGAAGAAUGGCUGUUGGAUUUUGUAAAGCCAUGUCUCAAGGUUUGGUGACCUUCCGAGAUGUGGCUCUAGAUUUUUCCCAAGAGGAAUGGGAAUGGCUGGACCCAUCUCAGAAGGAUUUAUACAGAGAUGUCAUGUUGGAGAACUACAGGAACUUGGUAUGGCUUGGACUCUCCAUUUCUAAGCCCAACAUGAUCUCCUUAUUGGAGCAAGGGAAGGAACCUUGGAUGGUGGAGAAAGAGAUGUCAGAUGGUCAAUAUGCUGACUGGGAGUCUUGGUAUGAAAUCAAGGAAUUACCUCCAAAAUGGUACAUUGAUGAAGAGGAAAUAUCCCAGGGCAUGGUAAUGGAAAGACUUACAAGUUAUAACCUUGAAUAUUCCAGUUUCAGAGAAGCCUGGAAAUACGAGGGUGAAUUUGAGCGGCAUCAACAAAAUCAGGAGAGGCAUUUCAGGCAAGUGACAACUCUUAGGGAAAUCCCUGCUGUGAAAAGAGACAAUAAAUAUAACAAUUCUGAGAGAAGUGUUCUCUUGAAGCCAGUACUUUCGACACAAGAGAGAGUUCCCACAGUAGAGCAAAUGCAUAAAUUUGAUAUUUAUGAUAAAAUGUUUCCCCCAAAUUCCAUCCUAAUUGAACAUAAAAGAUUACCUGCUGAGAAAGAAUCUUUGAUAGAUAAUGAAUGUGAAGAAUUCAACCAGAAUACAUACCUUAGUAAAGAUAUAAGAAGUCCUCCUGGGGAGAAACCUUAUGAAAGUAAUGAUUUUUCAAAUCUCUUAAGUUUCCAUUCAUUACUUACUCAACAUCAGACGACUCAUUUUGGAAAAUUACCACAUGGAUUCAAUGAAUGUGAUGAUGCCUUUAGCUGUUACUCAUUCUUUACUCAACCUCAGAGAAUUCACAGUGGAGAGAAACCAUACGCAUGCAAUGACUGUGGAAAAGCCUUUAGCCAUGACUUCUUUCUCAGUGAACAUCAAAGAACUCAUAUUGGAGAGAAACCCUAUGAGUGUAAGGAAUGUAACAAAGCUUUCAGACAGAGUGCACACCUUGCUCAACAUCAGAGAAUCCACACCGGAGAGAAACCCUUUGCAUGCAAUGAAUGUGGGAAGGCCUUUAGCCGUUAUGCCUUCCUUGUUGAACAUCAGAGAAUUCACACAGGGGAGAAACCAUAUGAAUGUAAGGAAUGUAACAAAGCCUUCAGACAGAGCGCACACCUCAAUCAACAUCAGAGAAUUCACACUGGAGAGAAACCCUAUGAAUGUAAUCAAUGUGGAAAAGCCUUCAGCAGACGCAUUGCCCUUACUCUGCAUCAAAGGAUUCAUACAGGAGAGAAACCCUUUAAAUGUAAUGAAUGUGGGAAGACUUUUGGCUAUCGCUCACACCUUAAUCAACAUCAGAGAAUUCAUACAGGUGAAAAGCCCUAUGAAUGCAUCAAAUGUGGGAAGUUUUUUAGGACUGACUCACAACUUAAUCGACAUCAUAGAAUACAUACUGGAGAGAGACCUUUUGAAUGCAGUAAAUGUGGGAAAGCCUUCAGUGAUGCUUUAGUUCUAAUUCAUCAUAAGAGAAGUCAUGCAGGAGAGAAACCCUAUGAAUGUAACAAAUGUGGGAAGGCCUUCAGUUGUGGCUCAUACCUUAAUCAACAUCAGAGAAUUCAUACUGGAGAGAAACCCUAUGAAUGUAAUGAAUGUGGGAAGGCUUUCCAUCAGAUCUUGUCCCUUAGGCUACACCAGAGAAUUCAUGCUGGAGACAAACCCUAUAACUGCAGUGAAUGUGGGACUAAUUUUAGCUGUGCCUCAGCCCUUAGACGACAUCAGAAAAUUCAUAAUAAAGAAACUCUCUGAUUAUAACAAGUAUAAGGAAGAAAACAGUCACCACUCAGUCCUUAUUAAAUAAAUAUCAGUCAAUUAGUUCUUUGGUUAAUGAUUCUAUGAAUGUAGUAAAUAUGGAAAAAGCCUUCAGUUUAUGAGCAUCCCUUAUUUGAAAUAGCCUGAAUAGUAGACAUCUGUUACUUUUGGAUCUGUUCUAUGCCCCGUUUGAAAUUUACCUCACCCUCAUUGCGUAUCAUUCUGAUGAAACUAUUAAUCAGGGAAAGCAGUGGAUUGGUCAUGGGCUGGCCACAAGCUAGUUAAUAAGGGAUUGGCAGAUGGCCUUGUCUGGACCACUAGAACCCAAUAACAGGGUAUUGUUAUGGAUAGUCAGAGAAGAUAAUGUUUUUCCUGGAAUUGCAAGCUGCAAGGACUUUUUUUCAAGGUUAAAAACUCACCAGUAGCCUUUUUGCCACUACAUGAGGAAAGCCUUCCCAGGAUCAGUCCAACACAGAGAGACAGAAAUCUGAUGACAUUGUUUUAUCUUCUCAAUUCAAUCAUGCCUGAAGUCUAUACCAUCUUUUACUUUUUCAUUUUUGUGAUACAAUAAAUUUCCUUUUUUUGCUUAAGUUAA